Molecule: messenger RNA, 4635 nt
Organism: Mugil cephalus (flathead mullet)
Lineage: Eukaryota; Metazoa; Chordata; Actinopteri; Mugiliformes; Mugilidae
Product: polypyrimidine tract-binding protein 1-like
Exons: 16
Coding region: 348-1928 (526 amino acids)
Biological process (GO): regulation of RNA splicing; mRNA processing; regulation of cell differentiation
Cellular component (GO): nucleus
Molecular function (GO): mRNA binding
Source: RefSeq, a predicted model, not a curated record
CUGCCAGGGCCAUGUUGAAGAUGUCUGGCCUCAACAUUUCUUGUUGAUUGAAUCAGGGACUUCUGCGACGAGUUAUCUAUUCAGGGUUUGAUACACAUUAGCGUGAGGGUUUAAUUUAACCGUAUCAUACUCUUGUGAUCAUCCGAUUUCGACAUCGAAGGCAGCAGGAAGCUGCCAUUAACUCGCACGCAGCGUAAAUUUGUGAUCACUGCCGCCUAGACGCUGACUUGUACCCUCUGGGAUCCGGCUACGUCCCUGAAAUUGACAGUGUCCAUGACAUAUCAGUUGGCACAAAGAGGGGAUCCGACGAACUCUUUUCUUCCUGCAUAUCCAACGGACCCUAUAUCAUGAACUCAGCCAAUGGCAACGACAGCAAAAAAUUCAAAGGUGACGUCCGUAGUCCCGGUGUCCCGUCACGUGUGGUCCAUGUACGCAAACUGCCCAACGACAUAAAUGAGGCUGAAGUUAUUAGCCUGGGACUGCCCUUCGGGAAGGUCACUAAUCUGCUGAUGCUGAAAGGGAAAAACCAGGCAUUUUUGGAACUGAGCAGUGAGGAGUGUGCACAGACGAUGGUUACCUACUAUUCGUCUGCCACCCCUGUCAUCAGAAACCAUCCCAUUUACAUGCAGUACUCAACCCACAAGGAGCUCAAGACGGACAACUCCCCGAACCAAGUGCGUGCCCAGGCAGCUCUGCAGGCAGUCAAUGCCCUGCACGGAGGAGGGAUGGGAAGCAUGGCUAUUUCCACAGAUGCUGGUACCAUGGGGGGAGGAGCCUCCCAAAGCCCUGUUCUCAGAGUCAUAGUGGAAAACCUCUUCUACCCCGUCACCCUGGAUGUUCUACAUCAGAUUUUCUCCAAGUUUGGUACUGUGCUUAAGAUCAUCACUUUCACAAAGAACAACCAGUUCCAAGCUCUAAUCCAGUAUGCUGAUGGCAUGACGGCUCAACAUGCCAAACUGUCUCUGGAUGGGCAGAACAUCUACAACGCUUGCUGUACCCUGAGGAUCAGCUUUUCCAAGCUCACCAGCCUCAACGUCAAGUACAACAAUGACAAGAGCAGGGACUACACCAGACCAGACCUUCCCACUGCCGACUCACAGCCCUCCAUCGACCACCAGACCAUGGCAGCUGCAUUUGCAGCACCGGGCAUAAUCUCAGCCUCUCCCUAUGGGGGAGCUCAUGGCUUCCCCCCAACCUUUGCUAUCCAGCAGGCAGCAGGUCUGUCUAUGCCUGGCAUUCCCGCCUUGGCGUCUCUGGGUGUGGGUCAUGGCGGCAUGGCGGCUGCUGCUGCAGCUGCUAGCCGGCUUGGCCUAUCGGGGCUCACUGCCGCCGGAGGACACAAUGUCUUGUUGGUCAGCAAUCUGAACCCGGAGAGCGUUACGCCACACUGCCUCUUUAUUCUUUUCGGUGUGUAUGGCGAUGUGAUGAGAGUGAAGAUCCUGUUCAAUAAAAAGGAGAACGCUUUAAUCCAGAUGUCUGAUGGCACACAGGCUCAGCUAGCUAUGAGCCACCUGAAUGGCCAGCGUCUUCACGGCAGGGCCAUGCGCGUGACACUGUCCAAACACACGACAGUUCAGCUCCCCAGAGAAGGCCAUGAGGACCAGGGCCUCACGAAGGACUAUAGCAAUUCACCACUGCAUCGCUUCAAGAAGCCCGGCUCCAAAAAUUACUCCAACAUCUUCCCGCCUUCUGCAACACUCCACCUCUCCAACAUACCGCCUGCUGUGGUGGAGGAUGAUCUCAGGAGGCUAUUUGCUAGCUCAGGAGCCACAGUCAAAGCCUUCAAGUUCUUUCAGAAGGACCGCAAGAUGGCCCUGAUCCAGAUGGGCUCAGUUGAAGAAGCAAUUGAGUCUCUCAUCGAGUUUCACAACCACGAUCUUGGAGAGAACCACCACCUUCGAGUGUCCUUCUCAAAGUCCACCAUCUGAGUGCCUUUCCUUCCACCCUCCAAGUCUUUUGCCGUCUGAAUGCCACUUUUCUCAAGGUUGCCUUCAGGGGGGAAAUGUGUAUCGCUGUGUUUCUUUGGAGAAUGUUGCUUCUUUCCCCCCUCCCCGUCAUUAAUAGGUUUGGAGAUUUGACGUGCUCCAUACAUAUUUCAAGUUAAUCUGGUUCUGAUGACCUGUUCCAAAGUAUGAUUUGGCAUCAACGAGUAUGAACUUUCUCCUUUUGUCAUGCACAUAUCAACGGUUGUCCAUUUAUUUCAAAGUUAGGCUACAUGUGGCGAUUAGCUGAUACUCAAAUGUUGUGAUACAAGUGCUAAAGUUUGUAUCCUCCAGUGAGUUACGCUUUUUUUUAAUAACUUUAACCACAGCUCAUAAGAAUGUAAACCUUGUUCUCAGUGACUGUUUGCAAGAGUAGCUGUUGACAACAACAACAACUUUCACAAUCCAACCACCUUUGAACAGGUUGCCAGUAACUAAACCUAAUUAAUACUUUGUUCCUUCAGUUUUCUAUAAAUCUGGGAAUUGAGCGACAUUCUGCAAUGAACUAUGAUAUAUAUAUAUAUAUAUAUUGGAUGUAAAGAAGGGGCUGUUGAUGAACUGUCUGUUCAGACCAAAUUACUUAAAACACCCCCCCUCCACCUCCACCACCAUCUCCACCACCACAAAUGUAUGGGGACAAGUUGUAUCUGCACCAGACACACUUCAGCAUUCCUUCUACUCCUGUAGUUGUGUGGACUAUCCAUGUGUGUGCCUUUUUUUUUUUCUUUUCUUAUUUGAAAUGCCACUUUGAACCUGUUUGGCCAGUCAGAAACGGUUUUGAGACAAAGGAUUCAGUUUGCGUUCACAGACCAUCAAUCAACUUAUUUUCCAGUGUCUUUAUUUUCAUUUUAUCCACCCACCUAUUUUUCUUCUGGGGAUCCAUACCACUAUCAAAAGUUAAUCAAUAUGGACACAUUAUUCUUUCAGUCUUUAUCUGCAGAUUUGUGCCUUACUCUGCCCCGCCUGGAUCUCUCUGGCUUUAUUUGGAAAUGACGCGGUUCUGUAAAAGGCCUUUAUUUUCCAUCUACCAGCGUAGUUAAAGAGUGGGGGUAGAGUGGCUCAUUUAAUCUUUUUUUUUCUUAAAAACACAAAUGUUUAUCUUUGUAUCCAUAUAUCCCCAUUAUAUGUAUCUAGAAACUAUGAAUGUAAGUGAGUUAGACGCUUAUUAUCCUUGCUAGGUGAUGUAGCUCUGUUAGGUGUAUUGUGGCGGGCGUAGAGCUGUAUCCAGCCUUCCUGUCUUACAGUCUCCUUUCACGUCCAUCUCGUCCCCUCGGGACAGUGGUGUUUGGGGCCUCAUUUAACUAUAUUAUGUUCAUAUCUCUACGUGGACACCUAUAUAUUCAUUUAUCUUUUCUUUUUAAUGUUAGCAUUUACAUGUGUAUCACUUCUAAGCUUAACUGAUACCUUUUGUAGUGGCUGGGUUUGAUUAUUAUCGCAGUGCCUUGAGUUUUUAAUCCGAGGCUGAAACAGGCCUGGUCAGUUGACUUUGUUUACCUCUCGUUCAGGUGUUUUAUCUUUAGCCUGUCUGCAAAAAAAAAAAAAAAAAAAAAUGCCUUUACCCCAUUAUAUUCAGGUAAUCCUACCUGUGAGAGGGCAGCUCGGAGGCAUUUGUCAGUCGAUGGUAAACAGUCUUGGACUGUCAAAACAACCCAGUGGCUUUUUUUUUUCCUCCUCUCUUAAAUUCAGGAUACCAGAAUUACAGGGUGCCACACACCCAUCCCCUGUCUGUGUGCAGUUAAUGCCGCAGUCAGGUACGUUAGUGCACUUUUCUUCAACAAUCGGUCCAAGCUAGCACCACCACGCUAAAGUCUUACGUCGUCACAUUCCUGCGUGCCUCGAGCACCAGUUUCCACAGCCUCGACCACUAUAGUCUUGGACCAGACACAGAUGUCCUCUGUCUCUAUUUUUGUAAAGAUUCUUAUGCAUGUUUUCACAAAGCUUCAUGUAGCUGCAGACGGUUAUCGCUGUUAAGGACCAAAGUAUGUUCUACCCCUGCUGUUUUGUAGUGUUGUGAUUUCUUAAAGUUUUUUUUUUUUUUUUUUUUUUUCCUCCCCCACAUUCCUGCUUUUCUACAAAAACAAGGACUUGGUUCCUUUGUUCUGUUCCUCAGAUGCCUUGGACAAAGUCACAUUAAGUUAAAUGGUCUUUUGGGUAACAAUGUGUACUGUAUGUUGUACCCCUGUAGUUUGAUUGACUUUACAAAGAGUCUUCUUUGCUAGAGGUCGCUUUAGAAAGGAUACUUAUUUGAACCACAGUCCUAGCUGUGAAGUUGACAGUUUAGAUUAUAUAUGCCUUUCAAUUUUGUUAAAAGCUUUUAUUUUUCUCUUCUUUUUAUAUGGGGGCGGGUUGGGGUUAUGUAUGAAGCGGGGUUGAUGGUUGUAUAUAUUCAUGUUUUUGUAUCACAAAAUCAUCUGGAUUAUAUCCACUUUACGUUCAAAACAUGUAUAUUUUGAUAAAACAGUACAGACCUAUUAAGCUCUCUGGAGCUGUAAAACGGAAAAAAAAAAAUCUUUUGUAACACAAAGACAUUAAAACUAUCUGAACACAGAAGUGUCUCUGUAUGUGCCCCGCUCGCCCCCCCCUUUGCCAUUCUGAUCUUGUCUCUUGCAUCUUCUGCUGCCUUCAAUAAAUCUUUAGUUUGUUCCUUCUUUCA